GGAUUCGUUUCUCUAUCCCUCUCUCUCUCUGUCAACCUUUCUAUAUAAAACGCAAUAAAGAAGAAAACAAAUACCAUAAGUGGUAUAGUCUAUAGGCCGAUUCAUUUCACUAUCUCUCCUUUCUUUUCCUCUUCUCUUUAUCAAUUUGAAUCUCCGACUCACGUAAAGAGUUGUGAGAUCUCGACUUCUCAAUUAUGAUGGCAAGAAGAAACUAAAUAGAAACAACCAAAGUUUGAGCCAACAGUGUCUUGUCUUCUGUUGAAUAACAGGAGAAAAAAUGUCUUGCAAUAAUGGAAUGUCUUUUUUCCCUUCAAAUUUCAUGAUCCAAACCUCUUACGAAGACGAUCAUCCUCAUCAAGCUCCAUCUCUUGCACCUCUCCUUCCUUCUUGCUCUAUACCUCAGGAUCUACAUGGGUUUGCUUCGUUUCUAGGUAAGAGAUCUCCAAUAGAAGUGGGGAACAAUAUGAACGGAGAAGAGGAUUAUUCAGAUGAUGGGUCUCACAUGGGAGAGAAGAAGAGGAGACUGAACAUGGAGCAAGUGAAGACGUUGGAGAAGACUUUCGAGCUUGGAAACAAACUUGAACCAGAGAUGAAAAUGCAGUUGGCUCGUGCCUUGGGUUUACAGCCAAGACAGAUCGCGAUUUGGUUUCAGAACAGAAGAGCUCGCUGGAAAACAAAGCAGCUCGAGAAAGAUUAUGAUACGCUUAAACAGCAAGUCGAUGCCCUUAAAGCUGAUAAUGAGCUUCUUCAAACUCAUAAUCAGAAACUCCAAGCUGAGAUAAUGGGAUUAAAAAACAAAGAACAAAUAGAAUCAAUAAAUUUGAACAAAGAGACAGAAGGAUCUUGCAGUAACAGAAGCGAUAACAGUUCCGAUAAUCUCAGACUUGAUAUCUCGACCGCGCUGCCAUCAGUAGACAGCACAAUAACCGCCGGCCACCCACCAGCACCGCAGACAGUCGGUCGACACUUCUUCCCACCGUCACCAGCAGCCGCAACGACCACCACAACGACGAUGCAGUUCUUCCAAAACUCGUCGUCAGGACAAAGCAUGGUUAAAGAAGAAAACAGUAUCAGUAACAUGUUGUGUGCAAUGGAUGACCACUCUGGUUUCUGGCCAUGGCUUGAUCAGCAACAGUACAAUUGAAACUGAACGACCUGUUUUUCUUUUUCUUUUUUUUUUAAAUAAUAUAUACAUUUUUGUUUUUGUAUUGAAUUUUGUUCAAAAGAACCCAUGCAUGUUUCAAAAAAAAAUUGGAAUCUGUCAUCAGCUUA
Messenger RNA from Brassica napus (rape), 1272 nucleotides. RefSeq names its product homeobox-leucine zipper protein ATHB-13. Gene Ontology annotation, biological process: positive regulation of DNA-templated transcription. Lineage: Eukaryota; Viridiplantae; Streptophyta; Magnoliopsida; Brassicales; Brassicaceae. Gene Ontology annotation, molecular function: DNA-binding transcription factor activity, RNA polymerase II-specific; sequence-specific DNA binding. Gene Ontology annotation, cellular component: nucleus. The record is from RefSeq and is a predicted model, not a curated record. The transcript has 3 exons. Bases 278 to 1144 code for a protein of 288 amino acids.